GCUCUCUACCACUCAGGAGAGGAGAUACUCUGCUGGACAUGCUGGUUAUUGAAUCCAAGACAUUGGAUGAGGAGUCAGGACAGAUUUGGGUUUGAUCAUACCACACAUGGAGUUUGUUUCCAGAUUAUUCAAAUGUACUUUUUUUCUGCUUUGGCGUAAAAGAGAGGAUUCUGCAACUGAGAAUGCAACAGUGAAUCCAGAUAUUUUUUAUUUUUUUUUAAACUGGCUGGAGUGACACACUAAAAUGCUUCUGGCUUGCCUUGUCAUACAACACUCAAAACAACUUUUGAGACAUUUUUGAUUUAAACACCUGUAAUAACUACAGUCUUGUAUUUACUUUGUGACUUGACAGAGAUACAGACCUUUUUGAAAGUGAAGUACAUUUGGAUACAGCAAAAAUAUUAUUUUCUAGGUAAGUUGAGUGGUUUAUUUUGGUUGGCGACUACACUGGCUUAGAGAUGACUGGAUCCCUACAAACUGGACUCAUACUCUUCUCAUUUGUGAUGAUAUGUGAGAGUGAGCCAACACAUGCUGAUCCAGACAGAGUGGAGAACUCGCAUGGACAAUCCAGAUUGGUCCAUUUAACUUCUCACUUGGCCUUUCACCUAGUCAAUGACUCAAUGGCCUUCUCCAGAGCUGACAGCUUCUGCAGAGGCCAGUUCAGCUCUCUUGCUGUUCUGGACCAGUCAGAGGACAGGCAAGGAGCCUUGGAGCUGCUUCGACAGACUGGGCUUCGCCCACCCAUAUGGGUCAGGAAUCCCAGCAAAGCAGCCCCUGAGUCUGUGUCCUUCUCCAAACAAUAUUUACAGUUUUCAGCUCUAAACUUCCCAAAAGAAUCCCGUGAGGGCUUUGUUCGUGUCAACAUGUCCUUUCCCAUCCUGUCGUCCAUCAGCGUGUGUGUUCGUGUCCAGUGGAACCCCGAUGGGAAUGAGGUGUCCACCAUCUUCUCCUAUGCUGCACCUGUCUUUAUCAAUGAGUUCCAGCUAAGAGGCCAAAUGAACAUGCAGGGACGCAUCCUCCUGGCACUUAUCAUCCAUGGGAAGCACCUACCAUAUAAAGCUUCCUUCCUCAAUGAUGGAGCUUGGCAUCAUAUCUGUGUCACGUGGCACCGGAGCAGUGGCCAUUGGGCUAUAUAUGUGGAUGGGGACAGGAAGGAUAUGGGUUCAGGCACAGACACUUCCAGGGAUAUGUUUGGGGAUGGGAUACUCAUUUUGGGUCAAGACCAAGAUUCAUUUGGAGGGAAUUUCACGGAGCCUUUUUUUGGAAAUAUCACUGACUUCAAUGUUUGGAAUAUGUCUCUGGAAAAAAGGCAUGUCCUUUCCCUCAACGCUUGUUCACCCAUGACCCAGGAAUUGCUUUUCAGUUGGAACCUUGACCACCUAAGUAGCCAUCCAGUAGUCAAGGAGGUGCAGGUCCUUCUGUUUUGCCCAGCAACGCGCCACCAGAUGGAGCUGCAGGGCUGUAGGACACUGCAGGGCUGGUCAGAUCAGCUCCCACUGUAUGGUUAUACAGACUGUUCUGAUCCACUGCCAUUCAUCUGCAGGAGCAGCAGAGAGCGAUACCUGAAGAUGAAGCAGAUGAGUGAUUCUCUGAGCUCCCUGCCCACUGCCUUUAUGAACCAUCUGAUGAAGCUUUCCAACAAAACCCAGGCAGUGCUGGGGCAGCAGCCAUCUGGGCUGAGCAGCCUGGCCCAGGCAUCUACCCUGCUGGACGUUACUGUCCAGGCCCUGGAAGACACCAAGGAGGAGGGAUUGCAGCCAACAGACAUGGUGUCCCUCAUCCAGCUACUGUCUCUGGCUGCGGACGUCCCCACACAGCCACUCACUGAUGCCACCAACCACAGUCAGGACAACAUUCAGGAGCUCAGCCAGCAGUUCAUCAGUGUGGCCGACAGCAUCAUCAGUGAAGACAACGCCCUCAAGUGGCAGGCUAUUAAAGAGGUGGUGAAUGGCCCUAUGGAUGUGGUCAAGAGUAUUGACCAGAUGGUGACCAGCCUGAGCUCUCACUUGAUGGCAGAGACUAAUCACGUAACCAUUCACAGCCCCAACAUCAAGCUGGAGGUGCAGCAGCAGAAGUUGCAGGAAGGAUCCAGAGAAUCAAGCUUUUGUGGGCCUGAGACAGAGAAACACAUAAAUCCAGACUGUAUAUCAGUCCCUCAUCAGAAAAUACAGGAUCUCCAUAAAACUGGUUUCCAUAAGCUCACAUUGGUCAACACGUGGUAUCGCUCUCUGCGGCCUCUUUUCAAUCCCGAGGAGAACAUCUCCAUGGUUCCUACUGUCACUGAUGGCAGCCAGAGGUAUUUGGGCACCAUCCUGGGCUCUUCUGUCAUUUCCACCACAGUGCUGGGAGACGACCAACCGGUUAGCACAGCAGUUCGCUUCCAUCUCCAGCACCGAGUACAGAAUCCCACUGGCACUGUGUAUGAUCCAGUGUGUGCUUACUGGGAUUUUAAUCUCACUCCCGAGGCUGGUGGGUGGUGGAAUACCAAAGGCUGUGAGAUAGUGUCCAAGCAAUAUGGAUACACUGUGUGCUACUGCAACCACACCACCAAUUUUGCAGUAUUACUCCAGGUUUACGAAGCCCAGAGGAGCCAGGAGAAUGAAAAAGCUCUGCAGGUGCUGACGUUCAUCGGCUGUGGAGUGUCUCUGUGUGGCCUCCUCUUCACCUUCAUCCUCUUCAUCGCUGUGGGUGUCCCCAAAUCAGACCGUACCACUGUCCACAAGAACCUCAUUGUUGCUCUGGGCAUCGCUGAACUGCUGUUGAUGUGCAGUGACUGGGUGUCUGCCAAUGAGGCAGCGUGCUUCAUGGCGACUGCACUACUCCACCUUUUCUUCAUGGCCUCCUUCUCCUGGAUGCUGGUGGAGGGCCUGCUGCUGUGGAGCAAGGUUGUAUCUGUCAACAUCAGCGAGGAUCGCAGGAUGAAGCUCUACUACAUCAUUGGCUGGGGACUACCUGUUCUAAUAGUUGGUGUAACACUGGCAGUAUCUGUGAACAAGUACAAGGCAGAUGAUCACUGCUGGCUCAAUGUGAAGACUGACACGAUCUGGGCCUUCGUGGGACCUGUUAUAUUUGUCUUGGCGGUCAAUGCAGUUGUGCUUUGUCGGGUUGUCAUGGUGACCGUUUCCAGCGCUCGGCGACGUGCUAAGAUGCUCAGUCCAAGCUCAGCAUCAAAGAUGCAGACCUUUGACCUCACCUGGGCUGUGACCCGUCCUGUUCUUAUCCUGCUGCCGGUGCUGGGUCUGACCUGGCUGUGUGGAGUGUUGGUCCAUCUGUCUGUAGUAGUUGCCUAUAUCUUCAUCGCUCUCAAUGCAUUCCAGGGCCUGUAUAUCUUCUUGGUGUAUGCUGUUUACAACAGUGAGGUGAGGAAUGCCAUAAAGAGGAUCAAAGAAAAGAGGAAGGCCUUAUCUUUCACGAAUUGUUCCCAGCCAACCAGCUUUCUACCCUCCCAGAGAGCCCCAGUUACCUCCUGGGGCCGCAGUCCUCCAACCCCCUCCAGUCCUGAGACCAGUGAGACUUCUGGACAUCCCAGCUCCACCUCCACAUCACUGGUCAUUAAGAAUGAGAGUUUCAGAAAAGAGAACUUUGUGAGUUUCUCCUUAAAACCUACAUCAGGAAACCAACAGGUUGUCCAGCUGACUGGGUUCAAGCCAUCAGGUUGCUGAACUGCAAAUGGAGUGGAUCCUGGUGCUCAUUUACAAUAAACACCCAUCCACACUGAAAAAAAGGAGUACUGGACAGAUCCCACCUGAAGAACUGCAUGGCCACACACACACACACACACACACACACACACACACACAAAAAGCAAAGGAAGGAUAAAAAAGUGAACUGUAAUUGACUCUCUGGCAUCUAUUGCUUUGGGACAAAUAAAUGGUGAAGCAAUGAAUUUUUGAUCAGGGGAUUCACCAUUUAGGCUAAUGUUCACACAUCAGUAUCUUCAUUUAAAAGUCACAGUUUGUCUAAAAGAUAUGUAUCCCGUGUAGCCUGAUAGCAGUGUAAGCAGAUGAACUGACUUUUUCAAGGCACAAAUGAGUGCAUUUGCUUUGGGAUCUAAAGCUAAAAGCAGGUUUACUGCAUCGCAGCAGAUUUUAAAGGAUGACUUCACCAAAAUCACAAAUCAAUCAAGCUAAGGUUUUAAACACAGUGGAGCAUAUUUUCUUUCUUUCUUUCUUUCGUUCUUUUUAGACUCAGAAAAAACUUAACAUGUUACAGACCUCACUGUUAACUGUUUUAUUAUGAAACUUUUACAAUAGAGUAGAGAUAGUUCCUUGAACACUAGAUUCUCUGAGUUAUUCUGCGGGCUGGAAUGUUGUAUCUGGAAAGACGUAGUUAUUUUCAGCAUAAAUGAAAAUCUGUACCGACUGUCAAGGGGUAGAGGCAGAAACACAGCAGCAUCAGCUUUUUUUAAUAUCUUGCUGAAAGUCUUUUUUCAAUAUUACUGUUGCAAAUAGAUGAUUACAUAAAGCAUUCAAUAAGACUGGACCAGCAGCUCAACAGACAGGGAGCUGUAAAAAGAAAAGAUAAAACAUCAAUAAUGACGCUGUCGUGAAAGUGUGACGAUUGGAUGUUUGUGUCAACAUCCCGGAGAUAUUCUUGCAUGUUCUUUUGCCUUCAGUUCACUGACUGAUGACUCAAAUCGCCCUUAAACCUAUCAGUAGCAGUAUCUACCGUCAGCUUCAGACACUGCAGUUAUUUCUCCCUUGUUCUGUAUUGUUACCUCAGGCUGCCAUUUUAACUCUCCCUAUCUUUCCUGCAGCAGGAUGCACUGCAGCCUAAAGGCUUAAAGCGUCACAAAGUGCUGAAUGUUCGUGGAUACGCCAGAGGCCUGUGUGACUUCGCUGGGCUUGUAGAUAGCCUUACCUAACAGGAAUCAUGUUAUGACUGCUGGAUUUCUUAAAACAAGAAUCACAGUUAUGUCUAAAAUGUGCAGUCUGUUCCGUUGUUGAAAACAGGGAUAUUGGUGUAUUCUUCAACAUGGUCUACAUUUACACAUUUUUCUAGAUGUACAUUUCAGGAACAUAUCAGUUUUCCUCUAAAGACUUUUGUUCCUCCUUAAAAUAUGAGUAUAUACUGUAUCUAACAUAUCUAACAAUAUGAGAACGGAAUUUCAAAUGUCACAGUAAAACUGUUGUCUGUUUUUGAGACGUUGAAUGACAACUUUAUGAUUAAUGUUUUAGAGUACAACUGACUGAUUGAAUG
Messenger RNA from Scatophagus argus, 5199 nucleotides. RefSeq names its product adhesion G protein-coupled receptor D2 (gene adgrd2). The record is from RefSeq and is a predicted model, not a curated record. NCBI's taxonomy places the organism in Eukaryota, Metazoa, Chordata, Actinopteri, Scatophagidae. Bases 459 to 3662 code for a protein of 1067 amino acids. The transcript is spliced from 25 exons. Gene Ontology annotation, molecular function: G protein-coupled receptor activity. Gene Ontology annotation, biological process: adenylate cyclase-activating G protein-coupled receptor signaling pathway; cell surface receptor signaling pathway. Gene Ontology annotation, cellular component: membrane.